This is a messenger RNA of Echinostoma caproni, 1035 nucleotides long. NCBI's taxonomy places the organism in Eukaryota, Metazoa, Platyhelminthes, Trematoda, Plagiorchiida, Echinostomatidae. The record is from the annotation of a GenBank genome assembly.
AUGAAUGUCACCACUGUGCUAUGCUGUCGAAUGACUCCGUUGCAGAAAGCUUCCAUUGUUCAAUUGGUCCAGAUCGGUUUGGCUGAAAGUAAUCAUUCCAGAGGUCGAUCAAGUGGAGCACCGGUUACUGCUGCGGUUGGUGAUGGUGGUAAUGAUGUGGCCAUGAUCCUGCAGGCCAAUGUGGGGAUCGGGAUCUAUGGAAAAGAAGGCCGAGAGGCAACACGUGCUGCGGACUACGCGCUCCCUCAAUUUCGAUUUCUCCAACGUUUGAUUCUUGUACAUGGUCACUGGUCUUAUCAUCGCAUCACUUCAACCAUGCUUUUGUUCUACGAGAAAUGUGUCCUAUUCGUGACUGUUCAAAUUCUCAUGAACUUUUACGCUGGUUUCACCGCUGUCUCCUGGUUUGAAUCGACCUACUAUAUACUGUACAAUCUGGCCAUGACUGGUUUAAUGUACAUGACUCUUGGGAUCGCUGAGAAGGUGCUCACCGCGGACCAACUGCUCGCUCAUCCUCGGCUGUACCGACACAUCUCCAAUCAACGAAAUCUGCGUCUACAAAUUAUUCUGUUGCACGUUGCAAAUGGCAUGUGGCAAGGAGUGGUGAUUUUUUUUACAGUCUAUCUUGUUCUCCUUGGCACGGAUUUGUACAGUGCUGCGAUUUCCCGCGAUCCCGUCCAAAAAACCGGUGUGGAUUUGUUUGACUUCACACUGGCCGGAGCGUCCUGUUACAUGUACACUGUUCUGGUGGCCAAUCUGCGAUUGUUGAUCUAUGUACGUGACUUCAAUCUGGCAUUUGGCGUUACCAUCUUGGUCACAUUCGUGCUCAAUUUGACAAUUCUCCUCAUACUACAGGUAGUUGUUCCGCCAACUGACUUCCACCAUAAUCUCUACUACAAACUUGGCCAAAGUCUGUGUUUCUGGGUUAUCCUACCCAUUGUUGUGUACACGGCAUUAUUUCCUGCCCUUAUUUGGCGCAUUUUAUCGGAUAUGUGGUGGGAAAAACAAGUACAAAAGAAUUCUAUUUGUGCUCCUUGA